This is a messenger RNA of Vollenhovia emeryi, 483 nucleotides long. RefSeq lists its product as uncharacterized. The coding region runs from base 1 to 483 and encodes 160 amino acids. The record is from RefSeq and is a predicted model, not a curated record. The transcript has a single exon. Lineage: Eukaryota; Metazoa; Arthropoda; Insecta; Hymenoptera; Formicidae.
AUGGAGAAAAAUCUCGAGCAACGCUACGCCAUCAAAUUCUGCGUCAAACUCGGGAAAACCGCGACGGAGACCCUCGGAAUGAUUAAGGAUGCUGUCAUGAGCCGCUCAACAGUGUUCGAGUGGCAUAAGCUGUUCCGGGAGGGGCGGGAGCUCGUCGGAGACGACCAGCGCGUCGGUCGCCCGUCAACUUCAAGGAUUGAUGAAAAUGUGGCCAAAGUGAAGGCGCUCCUGGACUCCAACCGGCGCACAAACAUUCUUCUGAUUGUCGAUGAGUUAGGGAUUUCGUACGGUAGCGUCCAAAAAAUUAUUACCGAGGAUUUGGCCAUGCGAAAGGUGUGUGCCAAGUUUGUGCCAAGAGUCCUGAGUGCUGGUGAGGGAGUUUCUGACCAAGCACAGGGUUGUCACGUUGCCUCACCCCCUCUACAGUCCAGUUCUGGCACCGCCGGACUUCUUCCUCUUUCCUCGGCUCAAGCGGGACCUUAA